Diospyros lotus (date-plum) is the source of this 3025-nucleotide messenger RNA. Its product is annotated as probable ADP-ribosylation factor GTPase-activating protein AGD14. The transcript is spliced from 14 exons. Gene Ontology annotation, molecular function: GTPase activator activity. NCBI's taxonomy places the organism in Eukaryota, Viridiplantae, Streptophyta, Magnoliopsida, Ericales, Ebenaceae. Bases 337 to 2580 code for a protein of 747 amino acids. The record is from RefSeq and is a predicted model, not a curated record.
AAAAUUUAGCAAUCAUUGCAUUGAGGAAGAGCAUAGACGCAAAUACGAGGAAGAGGGAGAGAGAGAGAGACAGAGAGAGACAGCUGGUUUUGAAAGUUGCCAACACUUCCCCUCAUAUUUGAAAAACCUAAAACCCCCCAUUCAAAUCAUCCGUGAGUAAUGGUUCUGUAGAUCCCGAAUUUGUUCGUGCUUCUCUGAUUUUUCUGGAAAAUCUUCCAAUUUUUCUCGGCUCCGAGGUGAGGAGGCGCUUCGUAGGGGAAAAAGGGUUCCAUCUUGUUCGGGCUUUGGGGUUUUCAUUUGGGUUUUUCGAGUCGAGAAAAUAGUUAAGAGAAAAUUAUGAGUAGCAGGAAGGAAGAGGAGAGGAACGAGAAGAUAAUAAGGGGUCUGUUGAAGCUUCCACCCAAUCGCCGAUGCAUCAACUGCAACAGCUUGGGACCUCAGUAUGUUUGUACGAACUUUUGGACUUUCGUUUGUACGACAUGCAGUGGGAUACAUCGUGAAUUCACUCACCGAGUGAAGUCUGUUUCCAUGGCUAAGUUUACUUCCCAAGAAGUUGAGGCUCUUCAAAAAGGCGGAAACCAGCGUGCUAGGGAGAUGUUUUUGAAUGAUUGGGACCCACAAAGGCAGAGACUUCCUGAUAGCAGCAAUGCUGAUAAAGUUCGGGAGUUCAUAAAGAAUGUCUAUGUCGAGAGAAGAUAUGCUGGGGGAAAAAACUCCGACAAGCCACCACGUGAUGAUAAUCUUAGACACCAUGAAGAGACAAGGCGGGCCAGCUCAUAUCACUCUUAUUCUCAAAGUCCGCCAUAUGACUAUCAAUAUGAAGAACGGCGUUAUGGAAAACAAGCUCCUGUGCUUACUAGGAAGCCUGGUUCUGAUCGAUGCCUUUAUGAGGGGAGAAUCUCUGGGUUCUUCAGUCCUAGUCGUUUUACUGACCAAAUGAAUGAUGAUAGGUUUUCAAAUGAGGGAUCAAACCCCAGGGCUUCAGACUAUUCUGUGUCUAGUGCUGGGGAUCCAUUCAGGUCUGCUACCCAGUCACCAGAUUUUGAAAGAGAGAUUGAGUUUAGCAGUCCUACCUAUAAAACUUCAAGGGAUAUAUCAAAUCAACACAUACGACACCAAACAAUGAGGACAUUCUCUUUGUCAAAUGCCAAAACGGAUGCAGAAAAGCUACCCCGUCCACAGAGAACUGCAUCAGCAGGCAGCUUUGGAUCAUUUGACAGUAAUUCAAUGUCUUUCAAGUCAGCUAAUUCAGUUAGUUUAGUGGAUGCCUUAGGACCUGAACCAUCUGCCGAGACAAACGAGGACAGACAGCACGUUGUUUCUUUUGUACCCCAGCUGUCAGAAUCUGGGAGUUUUGGUGGCUUAGACCUGUUCAAUGCACCAUAUGCACCGAAAGAUGUCCGUUCUGCAGCUUCAGACACUGAUUUAUUUCAUUUACCGGAUACAUCACCAGCUCCUGUUGUAGAUUUAUUUCAGCCAUCUUCGAUUUCUUCAGUUCCAGCUUUGCAUCAAUCAUUCCAAGCAGUUACAUCUUCUUUAGACUUAUUCUCAGAGAUGCCUCAGCAGCAGCUAGCUACAAUCUUAGAUCCAAAACCCGUAGAUGUCACUCCGAACAAUGAUGGAUGGGCAACAUUUGAUCUGCCUCAGCAUGUAGCACCUAUGUCAGGCAUUGAUGAUUCUUCUCCUGCAAUAAUCUCUUCUAGUAAUGGAAGUUCCCUGGGUAAGUUUGACCCACUUUUAUGCCCAACUACAAGUGGACAGUGGCCAGCUUCUGGUGAUAUUGAUGCCCAUGGAUGUUUGUCAAUGCCUAGUCCAUGGCAUGACGGUCUGGACAAUCCUCAAGUCAUACAUAACACAAGUAGUGCUCAUUCAUGGAAUGCAUUUGAAGAUGACACUCUAAAUGUACCUCUUGGGAACAUUCAACAAAGUAGCAAAGAAGUUACUGGUGCACCUUCUACAACUGUAAAUAGGCAUGAAAGUCCAGACAAUGCUCAAUUCAUCCAUAACACAGCUAGUGCUCAUUCAUGGAAUGCAUUUGAAGAUGACACUCUAAAUGUAGCUACUGGGAACAUUCAACAAAGUGGCAAAGAAGUUACUGGUGCACCUCCUACUACUGUAAAUCAGUAUUUUACAGUAAGAUUAUCAAAAGACUUUAAUGAUGGGGUAUUAAGAGAUGCUGUGGAUACUGGCCCUCCUGCUCCUGUUAUACCAUUAUAUUUGAAUGGAUCAUCAUACGAUCCAUCUGCAAUUCCUUCUGCACAGGUAGGAGCACAAUUAAAAGCAUCUAACAGCAAAUCUACCAACCCAUUUGAUCUUCCAUAUGAUUCUGAUAUUGGAUCCAGCAGUAUGUUCUUGGACAUGAGCUCUCUGCAAGCUGCCCUACCAACUGGCCAUAUUCCGGAUUCGUUCCUUCAUGAUGUAUCUCAGCCGUGGUAUGCUCAAAAUCCAGUUGCACCCUAUGUUCCAGCUGCACAGCAGGGUGGCUUAGAAUUCAUGGGAGGGCAAGUGGCAAGCACUCAAAUACCGAAUGUCCCAACACAAGGCUCUGUUGCAUCUGUUGGAGGAAACCCUUUUGCAUAGGGGACGCUACGCGGGAUUACUUACCUACCUUCUCACAGUUGCAGGCCGAAGCCUUCUACCGGUUUUGUUCCGGUCUCUUGGAUUUCAUUGGCACAGAUUUAUUCUUUGGCAAGUUCAUCUGCUGUAUUAUUUUAGCCAGAAGAGACUGAUGCUAUGAAAUAUUUAUCUUCACAUUGCGAGGAUGUGCACUUGAUAGCUCCUUGCCUCUAGGUGUCAGGUCUGAACCGGGCAUCAUUGUGCCCAAGUUUCCAAAAUUUAUGUUCUGUCAUGUUAGCUUUCAGUGCCUUCUUGACAAACUAGGUGUGCCGUGUGGGAUCCUAAAAAUUUGAAUAAGUUUGCCACAACCCGUGUAAUCGUAGCAAAUUGAAUGUAUUGGUAGUUAGUUGCUCCAUGUGGGCUUGAAUGGUUGAGUUUAAUUAAAUGGCAAACUGUUACUGUUUGUGUU